Solanum dulcamara is the source of this 2286-nucleotide messenger RNA. RefSeq lists its product as uncharacterized. NCBI's taxonomy places the organism in Eukaryota, Viridiplantae, Streptophyta, Magnoliopsida, Solanales, Solanaceae. The coding region runs from base 828 to 1607 and encodes 259 amino acids. The transcript is spliced from 4 exons. The record is from RefSeq and is a predicted model, not a curated record. Gene Ontology annotation, molecular function: protein dimerization activity.
UGUGUUAACUACACCGAAAGUUUUGGUGAAUUCAUUGAGGCAGUAGGCCAAUAUGGCCCUGGAAUGAAGCUCCCCACCUAUCAUGAGGUAAGAGUUCCUUGUUUAAAAAAAGAGGUGGAAAAGACAAAUAAAAUUGUAGAAGAUCAUAAGGUUCAAUGGAAAACGUAUGGUUGUUCCAUUAUGAUGGAUAAAUGGACAGCAAGGAAUGGGAAAAUGAUCAUCAAUGUUUUGGUGAAUUCUCCAAAAGGAAGUGUGUUCCUUGAAUCUCAUGAUGCUAGUGACUCUUCUACUGAUUCUAAUAAGAUGUUUAACUUAUUUGAGAAGACUAUCUUGAAAAUAGGCAAGGAAAAUGUGGUACAAGUUGUGACUGAUAAUGCAAGUGAGAACAAAAAAACGGGUGACAUGUUGAAGGGAGUGUUCCCGCAUAUUUUCUGGACUCCUUGUGCUGCUCACUGUAUCAACUUGAUGUUUGGUGACAUUUUCAAAGAGGCCCCGUAUUCUACAGUUUUUGGUAAGGCUGUUAAGAUACAUUCUUAUAUCAGUCAAAGGGCACUGUUGUUGAAUAUGAUGAGGAGAUACACAAAGCAAAGAAACUUGGUAAAACCUGCUAAGACAAGAUUCGCAACAACUUUUUUGACAUUGCAUAGUUUUUAUAUGCAAAAGAAAAAUCUGAGAACCUUGUUUAUGUCCAUUGAAUGGAAUGAAAGUGUCUAUGCAAAGGAAACUCUUGGGAAAGAAGUUGCGAGACACAUCAUUAGUCCAUAUUUUUGGAAUGACACUGUUCAAAACACUUAAGAGUUAGUGGUCCUUUAGUUAAUGUACUUUGUAUGAUAGAUGGGGAGAAAAAACCACCAAUGGGCUACAUUUAUGAAGCCAUGGAUAGGGCAAAAGAAAGUAUUGAAAAGGUAUUCAAUUAUGAUGAAAGGAAAUAUAUGAAUGUUUUCAAAAUCAUUGAUGCAAGGUGGACGGAUCAACUUCAUCAACCUUUACAUGCAGCUGGACAUAUUUUAAACUCGGGGCUCUAUUAUAAAAAUAAUGAGAUGAAGACUUUAACUGAAGAAGUGUGGUUGGGAUAUCAUGCAUGUGUUGAGAGGAUGAUCCUAGAUAAAACUUUGCAAAACAAAAUAGGGGAUGAGCUUGGUGUGUACAUGAAAGCUGAUGGGCUACUUGGAAUUGAGUCGGCCAUUAGAGCUAGAACCUUAAGGUCACCAGUUGAAUGGUGGAUGCAAUAUGGUCAUAAUGUCCCAAACUUGCAACAAUUUGCUAUUAGAGUGCAAAGUUUAACUUGUAGCUCAUCCGGUUGCGAGAGAAAUUGGAGCGUGUAUGAACAUAUUCAUACUAAAAAGAGAAACAAGCUUGGGUUAAAACGCAUGAAUGAUCUAGUGUUCAUCAAAUAUAAUAGAACAUUGGUGCGUCGCUACAAUGCUAGCAAUACCAUUGAUCCAAUUUUGUUGGAUAAUAUUGAUGAUGCAAAUGAAUGGUUAACUGGAGCACCCCAAAAUCACGAAGAUGAAGAAGUAUAUGAAGGAGAAGGUCUCACUUAUGGUGAUGUUGCUACGGUAAUGGUGUGGAGGAGAAUGUUUAUGGUUUUAGGGGGAGUACUUUAAGGGGCAAGGAAAAAAAAGUAGCUACAAGUUCAAGUUCAAAUAGAAGUAGAACUCUUGUUGAUGAGUCCUCCGAUGAGGACCAAGUAGAAGUAGAACCUUUGUUGAUGGCACUUCAAGAGUUUGAGGUAGCUUGACCGCCUUACCCGUCACGCAAUGGAGCCCUGGGUUACCGAAAGCGAUCAAUCUCUGGUGGGAGGGAGUCUUGUAAAGGGGGAGGAUCUUGUUGAAGAAUAGGAUUUUGCUCUCUUUGUGAUUUGGUUAUGCAUUUGCUUUAUAUGUUGUUACUUAUGAGGAUUAUUGACUAUCUAGUUACUUUUUAAUCUAAGUCUUUUGAGUUCUUGAUUAUUUAUCUAUGCAUAUUUUAUAUUUUAUAUUUUUAUACUAAAUAGCGCUUUUUCUGAAAAAAGCAUGCGCUUCGCUUCACGCUUCUCGCUUUUGUGAAGCGAGCCCCCGUCGCUUUUUUCCGCUUCUCGCUUCUCAAAACACUAGCUACAUCAAUCCUCUGUAUCCAUUCCGCCACACUAUUCAGGUUCCAUUUAAUUUCAACACUAAAUAAUUUGUCCUUUAAGGCAAACUAGGGUUUCUCUAAAACUAGAUGUUCUCUAAAUUUUAGACUUAACCCUACACAAAUUCCUUUUAAAAAUAUUCCAUUUGAAAAGAAAAUUGCUGACAGGACCAC